Molecule: messenger RNA, 882 nt
Organism: Iphiclides podalirius (scarce swallowtail)
Lineage: Eukaryota; Metazoa; Arthropoda; Insecta; Lepidoptera; Papilionidae
Source: the annotation of a GenBank genome assembly
AUGAUGACUCAGUUGGCGCAGCUGUUAAGCAACAGAUUUCGGUGCCGCGGAUUGUGCGUUCGAGAGCAAAAGUUCCGAAAAACACAAAACGAAGAGGUGGGGCCGGCCGCGCAGACGACCGAGGCCAGCGUCCACAUCCAGCGUGACGGCGCGGCGUCCGAGCGCGACGUGUUCAUCGACGAUGAGGGCUCCGGCCUAGGGGUCGACGAGAGCUCCGGCUCCGGUUGGGGGCCCGACGACGAGGACGCGCGCGGCUCAGGUGACGCCCCCGACGCGCCCGAGGAUGACGAGGACUACGCGCCGCGCGGCCCCGCCCCCGCCCCGCAACCGGACCCGCACCCGCACCCGGACCCGGACGCGCCCCAGCCGGACAGCACGCCCCGUCCGGACGACCCGCUCCCACCGGACACCGAACCCCCGAUCCCAACGAAAGUCCGGCAGCCCGAUUUAGUCGGUCCUCGCAUACUAAAGGGUCAAGAAGCAGGAGAGGGGACGGGAGAGUCGCGUGGCGCGGGGGAGGAGCAACCCUCGCGCCCAGACCUCACGGACAUCAGCAUAUCCGGGGAGGACCUCAGCCCAGACAUAGACCAGGAGCAAUCGGGCACGCACAUCGAAACGGACGCGCGGCCCGCGGACAACGGGGUCUUCAUCAUGAACGCGAAACCGGAAGACCGUGCCACCAGCUUCUUCGCGCAGCCCGGCAUCCUCGCCGCCGUCAUCGGCGGAGCGGUUGUGGGCCUGCUGUGCGCGAUCCUGGUGGUGAUGUUCAUAGUGUACAGGAUGCGCAAGAAGGACGAGGGCUCGUACGCGCUCGACGAGCCGAAGCGGAGCCCCGCGGCCGCCUCCUACGGGAAGGGGCACAACAACCGCGAGUUCUACGCG